UGGCCUAUCUUAUAAUAUUCCAUAUUCUCUUUGUGCUCUUUGUGUGGACAUAUUGGAAGUCUAUUUUUACUCUCCCAGUGCAGCCAGGCAAAAAGUACCACAUGUCCUGUGCUGACAAAGAGCGCUACGAGAACGAGGAGAGGCCGGAGGUGCAGCGGCAAAUCCUCGCCGAGAUCGCACGGAAGCUGCCGGUGUACACGAGAACGGGGAGCGGAGGGGUGCGAUUCUGCGAUAGAUGCCAGCUCAUAAAACCUGAUCGUUGCCACCACUGCUCCGUUUGUGCUGUAUGCGUGCUAAAAAUGGAUCACCACUGCCCAUGGGUGAAUAACUGCAUUGGAUUUUCUAACUACAAAUUCUUUCUACUGUUCUUAGCCUAUUCUUUGCUGUAUUGCUUGUAUAUUGCUGCGACAGUCUUCAAGUAUUUCAUUAAAUAUUGGACA
Molecule: messenger RNA, 440 nt
Organism: Tauraco erythrolophus (red-crested turaco)
Lineage: Eukaryota; Metazoa; Chordata; Aves; Musophagiformes; Musophagidae
Source: RefSeq, a predicted model, not a curated record